AUGGCUUUUGUAGAUCCAAAACCCAAACCCCUCGUGACGCUUACGACGGUGACGGCGAAUGGGAGUUCCACCUCGUCGAGUUCCAUCUUCGAGCCAACCUUCGAUGUUACCAGCAAGGAUCUCUACAAUUCCGAUUAUAUGAUUAUUCCCCUCGAUUUCACCGAUUUCGCAAGCUACGGCUGUGGGCAAUUGUUAGGAAGGGUUCUACUGAGGUCUUUGAAACUGAUCAAAAUACCCAAUACGGCGGAUGAUGAUUACGAUUACUUAUUUAAGGUUAUCCUGAUCGGUGACUCUGGUGUUGGAAAAUCCAACCUUUUGUCUAGAUUUAUAAGAAACGAGUUUAGCCUUGAAUCUAAGUCUACUAAGAGGGUUGAGUUUGCCACCCGUAACAUUCAUGUUGAUGAUAAGGUUGUUAAAGCUCAGAUUUGGGACACUGCUGGACUAGGAAGGUGAGAAGGGAAUGGUAGAUGAAGCUCAAAAAACAUUGAAUGAUGCUGAAGUACUUAAAAAGAUAUUUAAUUUUCUGAGUUUUUGCUCUUCUCUUUUCCUUGAAUGUUGUCUUAUAUUUGUUCUAUUUAUGUCUUCAUCCUUAUCUCUUUUAAGCAAAAAUAUAUAUAUAUAUAUAUAUUUACUUUUCAUUUUCUUUAUUUUUAGCUAUUAGAAAA
Messenger RNA from Durio zibethinus, 665 nucleotides. Lineage: Eukaryota; Viridiplantae; Streptophyta; Magnoliopsida; Malvales; Malvaceae. The record is from RefSeq and is a predicted model, not a curated record.